This is a messenger RNA of Botrytis porri, 204 nucleotides long. RefSeq lists its product as uncharacterized. NCBI's taxonomy places the organism in Eukaryota, Fungi, Ascomycota, Leotiomycetes, Helotiales, Sclerotiniaceae. The record is from RefSeq and is a predicted model, not a curated record. The coding region runs from base 1 to 204 and encodes 67 amino acids. The transcript is spliced from 2 exons.
AUGUUUUUCGAGAAGAAAGAUGCCCAAAAAUUUGAGGCCCGAAAACUACAACGACGAAAGGGUAACUUGGCCGAGUGGUUAUGGCGCCAGUUUCAGGCUGACCUGAUUCAACUAUCUUACUGGUUCGAAAGAGCGAGGGUUCGAAUCCCUCAGUUAUCACAUUUCCGCAAUCGUUUUGUCGUUUUCAUUUUGGACGUUAGAUAG